Molecule: messenger RNA, 1467 nt
Organism: Aureobasidium vineae
Lineage: Eukaryota; Fungi; Ascomycota; Dothideomycetes; Dothideales; Saccotheciaceae
Source: the annotation of a GenBank genome assembly
AUGCCCNCCGCACAACCUCCUACCCAUACUCUACCCCAGCCUCCACAAUCUCAAUCUGUACCGCUGGACGAGCCUGUAGAGCAGGUCACACAUUCGUACGACUCCUACGGCCGCCCUGUAGCCUCGGCUCCGGAUGCCGCUCCACGCUCUAUUGUUACUCAGGACUCCUCGGCCGAUGGCUGGAACUUUGAUGACCAGCAACCUCUGCCGGAUCAACCUCCUGCCGAACUACCCCAACCUCCCCGUAGACCUGAUACUGAUCUGUUCCCAAGUGCUGCAAACCCUCCUUCCAGAUCUCCUCCUCGUACCGGUUCAGGCCGUCGCAGAUCGUCAGGCUCGCAAGGCAUGGCCAGGAGAAGAAGCUCUGGUUCCCACGAUCUUCAUGAUAGUGGCUCAGAGCUUUCUGCAAAGCCUGAUCCUUCUCAGUUCAAGGUCAAGUUUGCUCUCCGUGGCCAUCUUGAUGUUGUCCGCUCGGUCAUCUUCACGGGUGGUGGUAGCCCUUCUGAGCCCGAAAUCUGCACAGCUGGCGAUGACGGUACCAUAAAACGCUGGAUCAUACCUGCUAGCUACAGCAACUUCCAGAAUAAUGCAAACAACGAUCUGGACAUUGCUUGCUACUUUACCCACCGUGGUCACGAUGGUGUCGUUACAUCUCUCGCGGCAUGCCCUUCGACCAGCUUCUCUACCGGCGGUCGUGUAUCAGGAGACGGAUGGAUCUUCUCCGGUGGCCAAGACGCUACAGUACGUGUUUGGGAACGUGGGCGAGUUGACCCGAAGGCUACUCUAGAAGGCCACACGGAUGCUGUCUGGACCGUCUGUCUCCUACCUGGAACUGUCGCAUCAGUGUUUGGUUCUCAGGGCUCGAAUUACGGCGGACCUGACCGCAUCUUGCUCGCCACAGGUUCCGCGGAUGGCACUGUCAAGAUUUGGUCUGUCAGUGCUCCUCCGCAGCUGGUUUCUCCGCAAGCAGGUUCGCGACGUGGUGGUAGCCGUCGUCAUUCUGUCACAUCUGGCAGCAACCAUCCCAGUUCGCCUCAGCCUAAUGUGGCUACAAGUACACCCUUCCAUUAUACGCUUGUUCACAGCAUUCAACGCGAUUCUGCUUCAGGUGCUGCGCCUACUUGCAUUUCUCCUCUCAGCCCAUCUGGCGAGAAUUUUGUCGUCUCAUAUACCGACUCGAGUGUUCUUAUCUUCGAUACCCGGACUGGUGAGGAGAUCAUUGGAAUGGCCAGUAACGAGACAUAUGACGGGACCAUGGCUACAAGCAUCAACGCCGUAGUUGCCACUAGCAGUGCAUCACUUGGCCUGGAAACGGGAUCUUCAUACAUGGACAGAGCGGACCAAGAGGAGUCCGUGGGUGCCGGACCGACAGGCUCAGCGCAGGGUGUCGAGGGCGUGAUUGUCAGUGGCCACGAGGACCGAUAUAUCAGAUUCUUCGAUGCAAACAGUGGUAAGUUGUGUUUUUGA